CGCUCGCCCGCUACCUGAAACUCCCCCGCCGCCGCCGCGCCGCCGCCGCCGCCCGAGAGCCAGCCGAGCGUGCCCACCUCGGGAUCAUGCCUGCGCCCGGCUGUCUCCGCCCCGCCUGCCUCCAGCUCGGCGGGUGAGGCAGCCUCCUCCGCUCAGGAGGGAACAGUUGCUGGAAGAAUCCUUCUAGAAUCCUGGAAAAUGGUAACUUGGAUACAGUAUUGCUGGCAAGAAACUUACAUGGAUGUUUCCCAUGAAUUCCCCAAUAGGUAAAAAGGACAUUUUAUAUCAGCAGUUCUAGCUGCAAUCUCAUGGCAACCAUCAUACCCCCAAAGCAUUUUCAAACAACGCAGCUUUCACAGUCUUCCUGAACAAAAGCAAAGUACCCACCAACCUCACCUUUGGGUGGAAGCUAUUCCAGUGGAAAGGAGCUACCACAGAGAGCCAUUGCAUCUUGGCCACUCCCUUACAAACUUCACGAAUAGGAGGGAUCUUGAACAUCAUUUCCUGGGAGAAGCAAACAGAUGCAAAUCCAUGAUAGCACUACAGUCCCAUGGCACUUGAGUUCAGUGACAGAUUUGUCCAAGGCUUUCUGAAAAUUCCAAGCAUAUAACUCUUUGAUCAUCCAUGUCUACAUGAUUGUUGACACUCUCAAAAAAGCAAAAAGGGCACUAAUUUGUCUUAGAAGGAUCUCACAUUGAAUUUUUGGAGAAUGGAAAGUGUGAGUGAACUUCAGAAUCCACUGUUGGCCAAGAGCAAUGGACAUCUUCAUGGUAGCUAUACUUAUCACCAGGAUUAUCAUGGCCAUCGUUGCCAUGGCAAAUUAUAUUCCUAUAUCUUCCAAAAUUCAGGUAAUGCAAGGACUCACCAGCUGUUGGAUGCCAGUUCUCUUCAGCUGGCUGUUGAAGCACUGUAUGGUCCAAAUUUCAUCCUGGUGAAGGAUGAAAGCAGUGUCAAAGUCAAGGACAACAAAGGUGACAAUUGUGAGACAACCUUCAUGGAAAACAAAGAGCCCUCCACCGAUGCUUCUGAUGAGCAAGAAACACAGGAACGAUCUCUAAUGGAAAAUGACAUCAAAAUCCAAACAGUAUCCUAUGAAGUAGAGGAAGAGGAAUUGCAGGAAUAUGAGAGUGACUCUUCAAGUGACAGCGAGAGUGAAGAUAAUUUUCUGAUGCUUCCUCCACGAGACCACCUAGGUUUAGCCAUUUUCUCAAUGCUCUGCUGUUUUUGGCCUCUGGGAAUUGCUGCCUUCUAUUUUUCUCAAGGGACAAGUAAGGCCAUCUCCAAGGGGGACUUUCACCAGGCAAGCUCAGCUUCUCGACGAGCACUAUUCCUCGCUGCACUUUCAAUUACCAUUGGCACAGGGGUCUAUGUUGGAGUGAUUGUAACACUGAUUGCUUACCUAUCUAAAGGUGGGCAUGUAUAAUAAAAAAUCAUUGCAUAAAAUGCCCAUCAUUCUGCCCUGAUGGAUAAGCCUCUUGGUUUAAGUGCUUUUCUAUGUCAUAGAGGACACCAUGCUUACAAGGACUGAAAAGGAGCUUUUUUCCCCUCACAUAUUCAAAUAAACUGUCUGUAUAGUUUUUUUUUUCAAAUGAAUACUGACCUACUUUACAGUAUAGACUGACACGUUAUAAAAAAAAAAAACGCUUACUGCAAAAAUGAGUGCAUGCUUGAACAGCCUGGAUUUUGAGACUGCCAAGAACAAAAGGGGGAAAUGGGAUUUUUUUAAAGUCUGCAGCAUGUUCUCAGACCAAUUUUCUUGUGAGCUAGACCUGCCAUUUGUGAAGUUCAGUUGCCUAUUGGAGCUAAGCUCCUGUCUUAUUCAGAGCACAUGGUAAAGAGAAAAAAAUGGGGGAAUGUUUAUUGAAAAACUUUCAUUGGGGGUAUGCAGUGAUAUUUGUCAAGAGGCAUCUAUUUUGUGCCAGAGAUUCUACCUACAGGAUCAAUUCAUCUGUGAGUACCUAUCACAAGAAGCCAGCUUUCCCCAAAGCUCUCUUUCAGAGUCAUUGUUAUACAGCUUGCCUCUCCACCUACAGUUCUCUUCUGUGUCAGAUUUUCCCUAUAGUCUCAUCUCAUUCAUCUUUGAAGAAUCACAUUCAGCUGUCACUUCAGUUAUAAGAUAGCACCUGUUUUAAAGAAGACAAGCAAAAAAAAAAGUAUGUUAUUAAUUAUAGUAAUUCUAACUGAACAGCCUUGGGAAAGUCCUCUGGGCCUUCUAUGUUUUAAUUAUAUUUUAGGAUGCAUAUUACAGUGUCAAAUAGAAUGAAUUAAUAUUAUUUCAUAUUUCAUUAUGACAUGAAAAGCUCAUCAAGAGGUAAUACAGCAUGAUUACUUUUUAUCACAUCUAGAAACUCUUUUCUAGGUGUCAUCAUCUGGAAUCAAAUUCAUAUACAGGUAGCCAUUGCUUAACUAUGGUAAUUGGGAUGAGAAAGUCCAUCACUAAACAAUAGUCAUAAAGCAUGUUGUCUUUACCAACUUAUGAUGGCAGUUGUGGCAGUUCCAGUUGCCGGAGUUAAGUGAAUCCCAUGCAAUCAUUAAGCACAGUGUUACAUGACCGCCAUUUGCAACCUCCUGCCAGCUUCCCCAUUGACUUUGUUUGUCAA
Python bivittatus (Burmese python) is the source of this 2600-nucleotide messenger RNA. RefSeq names its product synapse differentiation inducing 1 like (gene SYNDIG1L). The record is from RefSeq and is a predicted model, not a curated record. NCBI's taxonomy places the organism in Eukaryota, Metazoa, Chordata, Lepidosauria, Squamata, Pythonidae. Gene Ontology annotation, cellular component: intracellular membrane-bounded organelle; membrane.